This is a messenger RNA of Porites lobata, 4489 nucleotides long. Lineage: Eukaryota; Metazoa; Cnidaria; Anthozoa; Scleractinia; Poritidae. The record is from the annotation of a GenBank genome assembly.
UAGCUUAAAGCGCGAUGACGCAUCGAUUAGAUUAAUUGGGCUGAUGCAUGCCAUGUGACGUUUGAUUCUCGAUCUCCUAGCAGCUGAUUCUCUUUUCCGACGUGUUGCUUAGGAGCCAGUUAAAAUUCCCUAUAAUGGAUCUCCAACGUCGCGUCAUAUUCUGAUCCUAUGUGAAAACUGGGAAAACGAGCGUUAAACUCAACGAAAAGCGGUGAGUAGACUAUAAUUUAAAACACCUUCGAUGUUGUUUUAGUUGUGCAAACUAACGGACUACGUAGUAGUCUGUUUGCAAACAGACCACCGAGGGCACGACGUGUUUCGAAGGCAGGUUAUUUUAUGUAAUGCUGUGAUCCGAUGAGAUUCGAUUCGAUUCUAUUGAAAGUGGUGUUUUCAAAUUACGUUAAUGAACAAAUUUUCACGUUAUUUAGGGCGUUAUUGUUGACAGGACUAUCUGGAGUUUACUGAUUUGAAUAUAUCGUUGUAAAUAAGGAACCACAAUCUUAGUUUGUUAUUAAAACUGAGUGCAAUACAGUGGCAAGACAAAAGAUAAUUUCUGUCGGAUAUUUCUUCCGCUCUUAGCUAAACUUUGAAGUCAGUUUUAAAUCAUAGUCUUUUUUAACAAGGGUACAAAUGGCGGACAAAUGGUAAUUUAAUGCCAAUCAGACAAUUUCAUUACUGAUUAUGUUUACAAAAGCAUGGAAUUGAUUUAAAAGGCCAUUGGAAUAUUCGUGCAAAAAAUUGUACUUUGUAAACGUGCUGAGGAAAACGCUUAUAUGUGUUGACGCUUAUAUUGGCUGCACAAACGAGCUUGGAUUGAGUAACGGCCAUACAUAUUGGCGCGUUUAUUCCCAACGGACUUUUCUAACGAUAUUUUCCGACCAAGUUCAAAGACAGUAAUCGCAGCUAAUAGAAUUUUGCAUUUAAACUAAGCAAAAACGAGGGUAAUAAAGUUUACAUAAACGUUCAAGCCAUGUACGUUCUACAAGUUAUUCUAAGAAACUGACGUUUAGAUUUUUUGAAUUGAACUAAUAGCAUUACAAAACCGCCAAAUGAAAAUAGAACGUAUGCUUAGAUAUUCCUUUGUCUUAAAUGCAAAUAACUAAUGCAGGCCUUCAUUUGACGCGAAAGUGAAAGGCACGAAAAAGUUGGCGGGGCAGUUUCCUGUUUUCGUGUUCGCACUUUCUUAGCCUGCGUAGCAGGCGUCGAAAGGGGUAGUGGGUAGGGGACCCGACUAUCUCGGAGCCUGGAACAGGCUACUUGUUGACCAGUACAAAUUGAAAAUGAGCGAAGGUUACAAUGUAUCAUCGUAUGUCGAUUGCGUCUAACCCCAUGAAAACUGAAUGUGUUUAGUCUCGGGCUUAGUAUUGCGUCCACAACUGAAAGUUCGUAAACACUGGCGGCUCCAGUGGAGCCCCCACCCCGCCCCCGCUUAUUUUUAGACCAAACUGAGGCCUGAAGGGCCGAAAAAUGUUUUUCAGACUGCCCCCCACCAACCCCCUUAUAUCAGGGUCUGGAUGCCAUGUCUUCAUGUGUUCCAGUUGUGGUACACAUGCUUGUUGCAUUGAAUAACCGUUAACUUAAAAUGCUUCACCGGCUCCACAUUCUUGAACAAAACACUAUCAUCUUAUGCAAACUCUUUGUUAAAAGCCGUGUCAUCCUUCUGUAUGUAGUUCUCUACCAGGUCAGACACAUAAUGCCCAGAGAUUUGAGGGUUAUACUUAGUAUACUUUUCAGCGUCACACUAAAAAUCAUAGCGUUAUGCUGAAAAUUCCAGGAAAAUUCAGUGCUGGAGUCGCAGCUUUAUGGUCAACUGAUGCUGGAGAAGUUUUAGCCAUUUUCCUGCCCCUGCCAAAGAAAUACGUUAGGAACACAUCGAAAAAUGUUUCUAGUACGAUACAAGCACCAAGAAAAGUUUCAGGAUUCUUAGAUCUUCCCCGGUUAAGUUGGCUCUCUGGAACUAAUGAAACUUAUUUCAAUUCAGUUUUCAUUUAUCUCUUGUAAAACUGCAGCAUGAGUGAGCACUCAUAGGCUAAUAGACGUUUCUCUGAAAUCAAAGAAAGAUAACUUUUGUAGCAUUAUCCUAAGACAGAAUAAGGUGUCUAACCCUAGCACUCCGUAUCGAUAGCAUGCAUAUGACAAGGAUCAUAAAGGAUCUGGGGAGGAGAUUCAUUGUUCCACAUCACUGAAGAGAACAUUAAAGCCUCCAUACGUAUUUGAAAUCAAUUUCGGUAACGGACGCUUGAGAAGUUGGUGAUCCUUGACUACCAUUAUAGUCGAAAAGCGGAAGCCUGAGAGCACCGGAAGGAAGCGAGUAAACCAGUCAACUGGGUCCUUUGCUCAGUCGAGUAUUGGCCUAAGUAUUGGCCAAGACUACGAGUAGUCCCCAUUUUUCCUCGGGGAUAGCAGAGCGAGUCUAACGCGAGCGCGUGAGAAAAUCACCCCACGCGAGAAAGGCGAGACGCGGCAGUGAGAGAGAGACCGAGUCUCACCUUUCUCGCGUGGGGUGAUUUUCACGCGCGCUCGCGUUUCGCUCGCUCUACUAUCCCUGAGGAAAAAUGGGGACUACUCGUAGUCUUGGCCAAUACUCGACUGAGCAAAGGUCCCAGUUGACUGGUUUACUCGCUUCCUUCCGGUGCUCUCAGGCUUCCGCUUUUCGACUAUAAUGGUAGUCAAGGAUCACUACAUAAAUGUUUAUUAUUAUUAUUAUUAUUAUUAUUAUUAUUAUUAUUAUUAUUAUUGUUAUUACUAUUGUUAUUAUUAUUAUUAUUAUUAUUAUUAUUAUUAAAACCUGGACGCAGUGCGCGUCAACUGACCCACUAAGAAUAGGUUUGCGCGCGGACCUUCAAACUUUGAACAGACAACGAUCUGUUAUCUGUUUGAAAGCCGAACGCAAGGAAAAUAUCGCCGCAUCUCUCACUGUUUGUAUAACCUGUGUUACUAUAAUUUGUCUUUAUAGCAAAAUUGUGCACUAUAAAUGUAUUGCGAGUAAUAGUUGAAUAAAGCGGGCAAAAAACAUCACCUCGAACUUUUCUGUUGUUAGUGACACAGCAGGGAUAGCAAAGUAUCGGAAAGAAACAAGCCUUUUUCUAAAGCUGCUACAUUUUAUAUUGUUCCGACACUUACCCAUUUUUAUAUUUCUUUUUUCCUUAGUAUCAAGUAACAAGGGAAAAGGUCGGAACGUAAAAUGGCCACGUUCGCAGCCAAGUAUCUUGUAUCAAGCGCCGCAAGUGGAGUGAGCAACCGAGUAGGCGAGUUGAGUGGAGAUAUCGGAAAACAGCUGAGCACGGAGAACUUGAGUAAAAAAGAUCUGGAUCGAGCAGAAAAAGAACUGUACAAGGAAGAGACCUCACGCAAGAAGAAACACCUAAAAAUGGAGGCAUCUAGGGAAAAACUUAGGUCUGACAUAAGAGGAAAGUAUGGAAUUACAAAGAGAAAAGGACAUGAACCUGUCGAAAGCCACAGUGGUAUUUUAAUGCCGAGAAGCGAAAAAGAACGUCUUUUGGCGGCCGAAAAUCAUGCCGACGAAGAAGAUGAUUGUGAGUGCAGUUCUUGUUGUCCAUGGACUUCAUGCUUUCCUUGUUUUAAAUUCAACAAUCACAAGGAUUCAUGACGUGAUAAUAUGUUAAAAGAGAUUUCGGAGUUUCUACAAUGUCAUUGUCCAGUAUUUAAAUGAUUGUGAUUUAAGUAAUUGGUCGGCCAGGCUUUUCUAUUAUUUGAUUGAACUUCUUGAUUGACCAAUGACUGAGGUUAAGCCAAGUACAUAUCAGGGUGUUACAGACCAUAGACUACAAACGACCCCGCUUCUUCCGUCGAGCGAAAGCCAGCUCGCGCGACCAGCAACGCGAGAUGGGAGGGACUGACGCCCUUGCUUCUCACGGUCAGCCGGCAAGCCACUCAAUUAACUUGAAUGAAAAAUAACAGACCACUCAAAUUCUAUUCAGAGUCCAUUUGCGUUUUCCAGGUAGCCUGUGAACAGGCUCUCUGUUUGGGGUAAGAGUGAAAAAAUCGCGAGGAAAAAAUCUCCUCGCGAUUUUUUCAAGGCCUUCAGAUUGUGGGAACGCAGGGCAAAGAGAUGUAAGCAUGCAAAAAAAACAGCGAGGGGUUUGGGCAUGGGGCGAGAGCGAAGGAACAGUCCUCUCUCCAGUCUCCCUCUCAUCCUUCUUAUUUUUCCCGCUCUCUAACUCGCACACCACUAUUAGGGGUAUAGAAUGGUAAAUUCGAGACUUUGCGAGACUGCGAGACCCGGGUUUCCAACUUCGAGACUCCAAGACGCACAAUCACCCGAAAAUGAGACUUCGAGACCCAUCACAAACGCUUCCGAGAUUUCUCAAAAAAGUUACCAAAACGAUCAUUAUUUUUGCAGAGUCUGUGGUUGAAGGUUAAAGUGUACAGGAAAAUAAGAUCCACAUCAUCAAACUUACUUUGUAGAAACAAAAGGAAAAAAAAGCCAAUUUACAUGGUGAUAUUCUCAAACCAUUUUUAUCGAAAC